Molecule: messenger RNA, 1284 nt
Organism: Westerdykella ornata
Lineage: Eukaryota; Fungi; Ascomycota; Dothideomycetes; Pleosporales; Sporormiaceae
Exons: 7
Coding region: 256-1182 (308 amino acids)
Source: RefSeq, a predicted model, not a curated record
GGCUAUCCAAGUCGAUUGAGGGAGAUUGGAGCACCCGGGUGCCUGGAUAUAUCAGGAUCCGCUGAGGCGUAACUUUCCAUUCCGGCUGCAACUGCACUCCUCCUCUCGAGACAAUUCGUCGCGGAAAAUAAUGGUCGGCUUGAGAGACCCAGCACACUGGUCGCGGUGGGCUUGCCGACAUGAAGCCCAUCAGGAUUCUUUGUUUGUUGCACGCCACUGUGGAAGGGAGGUUCAAGUUCAUAGAUAAUAGAUGUUAUGGACGUCGCUUCGCAGAGGAAUAUGCUUUACACGGUUUACUUCACUUAUUUCCUUUGUUCGAAAUCUUUUUCCGCCACUUUUGCCACUUGCUGCUUAGGACUGGUAGUAGCCAUGAAGCACCACAGCCCGGAGCUUGUAUUGGGCCUAGGAGUGGGAUGCAUGGUCAUACCAUGUGUUUUCACCGGACUCCGUAUGUGGGCUAAACGGCUGGGGAAGGGGUGUUUGUCGUGGGAUGAUUAUUUCGCGGUGGGAGCGCUGGCAAUUACUAUCACUACGUGUGGAACACAAAUAGUUGCAACAGUACACGGAAGACUGGGUAAACACCAAAUCGUUCACGCCAAUGGCCAACCUGUGCUGGAUGACCCAGAGUUCCUCGUGUACGAACACACGAAAUUCAUCCAGACCAUCCUCAUAACCGUAGGGCUCGGCUGCAUCAAGGCCUCCAUCCUAUUAUUCUACAACGGCAUCUUCUCCCGCAUACGCUCUUUCCGAAUCGCAGUACACAUCAUGCUGGGCAUCGUCGCAGCAUGGGUGAUAUCGCACACGUUCGCAAACAUAUUCUUAUGCUGGCCCGUCACCGUGCUCAUCGAACCCUACUUCGGAAACAAAUGUAUUAACGCUGGAGAGAUAUGGCUGUCGAAUCUUUACACGGAUAUCAUCGUCGACGUGGCGAUCUUGAUUAUGCCCAUCCCGAUGGUUCUAAGGCUGCAGCUUCCGUGGGCUCAGAAGUUGGGGAUUAUCGGUGUUUUCAUGCUUGGAACAUUGGUAUGCGCAACUAGCGUUACGAGGGCCGUGGUUCUCACAAAGAUGAUGGGUGAAUACUUGAUCAAUUACAACGACUUGAUGUAUUGGACAGCGCCUGCCUUCUUCUGGUCCAAUAUCGAGCUCUCGCUAGCAGUAGUCUGUGCCUCCCUGCCUCCCUGAGGCCAAUUUGGACGUUUAUGAGACACGGCAAGAACAAUUCCACACGGAUGGUGUAUACGGAAGACUCGUUGGCGGGAUCGGCGACACGGCCGAAGAAAGAGA